Molecule: messenger RNA, 570 nt
Organism: Parascedosporium putredinis
Lineage: Eukaryota; Fungi; Ascomycota; Sordariomycetes; Microascales; Microascaceae
Source: the annotation of a GenBank genome assembly
AUGUCUCUCGUACGGACCGCUCUCCUCUCCCUGUGCGCCGCCGCCACCACUUCGGCCCUCAAGAUCUCUAGCUUCACCAACUCUGGCCCUGCCUGCCCUUCCGGCGACUCCGUCACCUGGAACGGCAGCUCUACCGACCCCGUUUUCUACCUCAACGACUACUCCGUCUCCCUCGACACCCGCGAAACCGUCUCCUGCGAGCUUCACCUCGUCAUUGAUGGUGGAAAGGCCGGCGAGGCUGUGACCGUCGGUGAGGUCUCCGUGUGGGGCCGCCUCGGCCUCGCCUCGAACGGCGCCACUACCUUUUACACGUCGGCCUUUUGGUCCGAAGAUGCUGGCUCUCCUGUGACCAAGAAGAUUGAAUCGAGCACCACCUCAGCCUUCAACGGCAACGUCGCCAUCGAUGCCAACCUCGGCCUCUCUUCCCCCUGCAUCGGCAGCGAUGGCCACGUCGGCAUCCUCAACCUCAACUUCCGCGUCUUCUCCGAGGGAGGCAAGGUCACCUUUGGCCCCCAGAAGGCCGGCUCCGCCGUCUCCGAGCACAUCCAGCUCACCUCCGCCAAGUGCUAA